AUGGCUGGCAUAAAUCAUGACCCAAAAGCCAGGAAAGUCGAUCUCUUUGAUCUUGUUGUCCUCCAUAGACCCCCCACUGAUCAAAAAAAUUAUGUGAAUAAUAAGAUUAUCAAGUCACAUGGACAUACCCCACUUAGGACACCACCUUAUAUGUGUGAACUAAAUCCUAUAGAAUUGGCAUGGGCAAAGGUUAAAUAUAUCAUAAGAAGCAGAAAUAUCACGGGAAAUUUUUCCUUAACCACCUUAAAACAAAUUACUGAGGAAGCAAUUUUAUUAAUUUCUAGGGAAGAUUGGCAAAAAUUUUCCCAACAUGUUAGAGGUGUUGAAGAUAAAUUUUGGCAAACAGAGGAGAUUAUGGAGGAAAUUGAACUUAUAAUAAUUACUUUAUCCGCUAGUGAUGACGAUACCGAUGACAGUGACGAUGAUGACGAUGAUAUAAGUGAAGAGGAAGAUGAUUUUAAAAAUUAA
This is a messenger RNA of Anthonomus grandis grandis, 468 nucleotides long. RefSeq lists its product as uncharacterized. Bases 1 to 468 code for a protein of 155 amino acids. The record is from RefSeq and is a predicted model, not a curated record. Gene Ontology annotation, molecular function: nucleic acid binding. The transcript is spliced from 2 exons. Lineage: Eukaryota; Metazoa; Arthropoda; Insecta; Coleoptera; Curculionidae.